Molecule: messenger RNA, 1710 nt
Organism: Cladophialophora immunda
Lineage: Eukaryota; Fungi; Ascomycota; Eurotiomycetes; Chaetothyriales; Herpotrichiellaceae
Exons: 2
Coding region: 1-1710 (569 amino acids)
Biological process (GO): transmembrane transport
Molecular function (GO): transmembrane transporter activity
Source: RefSeq, a predicted model, not a curated record
AUGGCUACCAAAGAAGCGGACAUUUCUCCCCCUGACAAAAACGACGAGACGGGAGCACAUAGUCCUUCGAAUAGCGGAGAUGCCAACGACCAUAUCAACACCGCCGGACGACGGGCUUCUGACCCUUCACCCUCGGAGUCAGAGAAAAGAGACGUCGACGGGCAAGAUUCAACCCUGACGACGGCGAGUCCCAGCGACCAGAAACCGUACACAGCCUUCUCCAACCGUGCCAAAUGGUUCAUCGUGACCAUGACCGCCAUGGCAUCCUUCUUCUCGCCCUUGUCCGGCCAGAUCUACUACCCAGUCCUCCCCAUCCUGACGAACACAUAUCACCUCUCGUCGGGUCUGAUCAACGUCUCCAUCACCACGUACAUGAUCUUCCAGGGCCUCACGCCUAGCUUCAUGGGCACCUUCUCCGACGCCAGCGGCCGGCGGCUGGGCUACAUUCUCGCCUUCACCAUCUACACGGCGGCGAACAUUGGGCUGGCGCUGCAGGACAGUUAUGCCGCCCUGCUCGUCCUGCGCUGUCUGCAGAGCGCGGGGAGCAGUGGCACAGUCUCGUUCGGGUACGGGGUCAUUGCCGACAUCGUCACCACGGGGGAGCGGGGCAAGUUCUUUGGUCCCAUGGCGGCGGGUGUGUUGACCGCGCCAGCCCUCGGACCGACCAUCGGCGGUCUUUUGACGCAGUUCCUAGGGUGGAGAUCCGUCUUCUGGUUCCUCACCAUCGUCAGCGGCGGCUACCUGGCGAUGUACAUCAUCUUGAUGCCCGAGACGCACCGCAAGAUCGUGGACGACGGGAGCAUCGCCCCGCAUCAAUGGUGGCGCCAGUCCGUCGUGCAGUACGUCGCCGGCCGACGGCGGCUGAAGAGAAUGAGUGUCGAAGAGAGGCGCGACUACGAGUGCGCGCGGCAGGCCCUGGCGGAGCGGCAGCGAGACACGAGGAUCCGGUUUCCCAACCCGCUCGGGUCCUUUGUCAUUCUCACCAACCCGGACGCCUUCUGCCUCAUCAUGUACACCGGGGUCAUGAUGUUCAGCAACCUGGUCCUGAUGACGAGCACGCCGACCGUGUUCCCCAGACUCUACGGCCUCAACGAGCUGCAGGUGGGGUUGUGCUUCUUACCGCUCGGCAUCGCCGCCAGCAUCGGCUCCAUCUGCAACGGCCGCCUCCUGGACUGGAACUACCAGCGCACCGCCCGCCGGCUGGGCCUCACGGUGGACCGCAAGCGUGGCGACGACCUGCGCAACUUCCCUAUCGAGCGCGCGCGCCUGCAGGCCGUCUUCCCUUUCCAGGUCGUGCAGGUGGCGGCGCUGGUGCCGUACGGGUGGGCGCUGGAGCGCCGCGCCUCGCUGGCCGUGCCGCUCGUGCUGCAGUUCGUCCUGGGCUUCUGCCUCGUGGUCGCCUCCAACUCGAUCAGCACCCUCCUCUCCGACAUCUACCCCGGCAACGUCUCGACCGCGUCCGCCGCGUCCAACCUCAUCCGCUGCAUCCUGGGCGCCGUCGGCGCCGCCGUCGUCGACAACAUGCUCACCGGCAUGGGCCUCGGGUGGUGUUUCUUCCUCGUCGGCUUGCUCAUGGCCGCCGCCACGGCGUUCCUGUGGGUCGAGACCAGAUGGGGCAUGGGCUGGCGCCAGCAGCGGUGGCGCAGAUUGGCGGAGAAGAAACAGACGCAGGCGGAGAGAGAGGAGAACAGCAAGGAGGCUCAAGUGUGA